This is a messenger RNA of Symbiodinium necroappetens, 2121 nucleotides long. Lineage: Eukaryota; Dinophyceae; Suessiales; Symbiodiniaceae. The record is from the annotation of a GenBank genome assembly.
AUGCGAGCAUCCGCCUUGCUGCGGUCCAGGGACGAAACGUCCUUCAACUCGGAGGUCGAGCGGGGCGAGGAUGGAUCUCUUGCGAUUGGCCAGGAUGUAAGCCUCGGUGAUCUGGGUGAUGCUUCGAUGGUAGGGGGGAGAUCUGGGUCUAUGGUUUCGGGUGGUGCUGCUGAGACAGAGGGCCAACUUCAGCUUCCGAGCCUGGAGGGUGGCAAAAAGGCAUCCUCUUUGAUCAAUCCGUACAUGCAGGCGGCCCUCCAGAGAGCCACCAAGCUCGGGGAUGCAUUGGCUAAGCUACGUGCUGUUCCCCCAUCGGAGCAAACUGAUGCCAUCAAGAAGAUGCUGUCGAAGAUGGAAAGCACGCAGAAUGCCUUGGAGGCAUGCCAGGAUGCAAUGCAGGAGAUCUAUUGUGCCGGAGCUGUGGAGGGAUAUUCGAGAGAGCCCUCCAGUAGCACUAGUGUUAUGCCCAGGCAAGAGGAUGAGCUCAUCAAGCAGUACAAGCCCAUGCAGGAACACCCGAGAACUCAGGGCCAUCGAAUCUUCGGCUUUCGAGACCAGAUCCAAAGCUGCUAUGCCGAAACGCCGUCCUGCGCAGGUCCGGGACCUACGGCACGGGAACUGAUCCAUGCCCUUGGAAAUGGAGCUACCUGGCCUCAUGCUCCGGCUGCACGCAUCGUCCGCCUGGCCAAGGCCAUCGAGGAGGAGCAGCCAGGCAUCCUUGGCGGCAUCAGGCUGAUUAGCAAGCUGGAUCUACCGAAGGGGGAGCAGUGCAUCCCUUACAUGCUGUUUGGGGACGAGGGAAGGUCCCUCCGGAAGAGUCCAAUACAAAUCGUAUGCCUGGAGACUGUUUUUGGCCAGGGCACUUUCGACAACUAUGAGGAGCUAUGCAAACAAGGCAAGCAGGUGGAUGCCAGGGCCAUGCUGGGUACAAUGGUUCACACUGGGAAAGGCUCCUCCUUUCUGUCCCGACUUUUGCUUUAUGCCCUCCCUCAUGCCUUGUACCGUUCUGACUCCGAUGUGAGCUACAAGCAGUUUUGGUAUGACUGCAUGGAUCAAGUUGCCAGGGCUGCUAUCCGAGUUUUCGAGGAAGGCAUCCCUCACCGGCUGGGCACAUUCUAUGGUGUUUGUGUUGGCUUCAAGGGGGAUGCCCCUUUCCUGGCGAAAGCUGCCAAGCUCGGGAGAACCUUUAUGUCUGUGGGCGGGCACAACAAGGGCAUUUGCCCAUACUGCGAGGUCCUGACCUACCCUGGGAAGAUGUGGGGCCAGGAAUAUUCUGCCGUGAGAUCGAUUCCUUUUACAACCGCUUCGCCCGAACAACUGCUGCAGCCAGACCUCUUCCACACGGUGAAGCUCGGCAUAGCCCGGCAUUUUGCCGGGUCCUUCCUGGUGCUGGUGGCUCACUGGGGCUACUUCUUCGAAGCUGGGAAAAAUAGCUUUCCUGAUGUGCUGGCAAGGAUGUAUACUGACUUUAAAGCUGCAUGUGCAGAGAUGCGGCUCACGCCGAACAUCAAGGGCUUCACCAAGGACACUUUCCACUUUUCCAACUUCGAAAGCUGGCCCUGGGCCGGCUGGAAAGGAUCAGACACUCUUCUGGUUCUCCGCUGGAUGAUCAUGCUGCUCAGGCAUGGGUGCUGGUCUGGUGGUGCAAGGAGGUCUCCGUGGCUGCAGCACCCGCGAGAAGCCGAUCAUGGACCGGUGUUCAAAGCUGUUCAUGAUGGAUGCUGUGCGAUCUUGACUUUGUUUCAGGUUGCCCAGAAGCAAGGUAUAUGGCUGCACCGGAAUUGGGCUGUCCGGCUGCAUUCCUCCAUCGACCUGUUCUGCUCCUCGUACAAAUAUUUAGCUGGUCUAUUCUUCACGCGAGGCCUGAACAGGUUCCACCUGGAGCCAACUUUGCAUCAGCUCAAACAUUUUAGCAUCCGCAUCCAAGAACAGCUGGCCAACGAAGACGUCGAGGUCAUCCAAAACCCUGGGAUGUACAUUUGCGAGAUGAGCGAGGACUUCGUUGGACACGUCUCCCGAGUAAGCAGACGUGUGGCUGCUCGGAGCUGCGGUCUCCGGACACUCCAGAGGCACUUGAUCAGAGUGCACAUGUUCUGGGCGGCAAAAAAUCGAAGCAGCUGA